This is a messenger RNA of Papaver somniferum (opium poppy), 1995 nucleotides long. RefSeq lists its product as uncharacterized. NCBI's taxonomy places the organism in Eukaryota, Viridiplantae, Streptophyta, Magnoliopsida, Ranunculales, Papaveraceae. Gene Ontology annotation, molecular function: protein phosphatase regulator activity; protein phosphatase 1 binding. Bases 107 to 1846 code for a protein of 579 amino acids. The transcript has 2 exons. The record is from RefSeq and is a predicted model, not a curated record. Gene Ontology annotation, cellular component: plasma membrane.
AGUAAUUGUGUUGAAGUAAAUGGAGUUGACUAAUUAAUUAUCUCUGUAUUUGAAGUAUUAACACUCGCAAAGAAUACUGAUCAGAGAGAAAAAAACAGUGAGGAAAAUGGAGAGUUUAUCUAAAAUGUGGAAGCAACUUCAAAAGAUGUUCUGUAAAGAAGAUGGCUCUCGUCUUAAUAAUCUAGAUGAAACAUUUACUAGUUUCUGCAGGACUCCGUUACACAUAGCAGUUAUAUCUGGCGAUAUCGGAUCCGCAACAAAAAUUCUAGCUAUGAGACCUGAACUUGCAUUGAAACAAGACUCAAAUGGAUUUACUCCACUUCACCUUGCUUCUGUGAGAAGGAGUCUUCCAAUGGUGAGAUUAUUGCUAGAGAACAAACCUGCAGGUGCUAGUAUACUUCAAGAUGAAGAUGGAAGAACACCUCUACAUCUAGCAGCUAUGAAAAAUCGAGUGGAUAUCAUGAAACUACUAUUGGAAGAAGGACUAUCCGAAGCAAUUCACCUAAAGAAUCAUAAUACUGGUGAGACCAUACUACACUGUUGUGUAAAAAGUGAUAGUAGUAUUAAGACCCUAGAGCUCUUAGUAAACCAGGUUGUACAUGCGCCAAUUUCAGAGGAAAAUCCAAAUCCUAUAUCUAUCAACUCCACGGACAACAGUGGCAACACCAUCUUGCACCUUGCUGCAAAAAUGGGGAAUAUGAAGAUUACAAAUUAUUUACUGCUGAAUAAUAAUGUAAAAAUUAAUAUAAACGUGGUAAACGAGGAGCGCCUCAAAGCCUUGGAUAUGUUAUCGCAAGCUAAAGGGAAUGAUCUAAAAUUCGGGUUUUAUAGUUAUUUUGUACACCAUGAGACGCAUAAGAGUAAAAGUUUGUCUGAAAACGGUGAUCAUGAAGGGCUGAAAGACAGGGUCAAUGCAAUAAUGGUGGUGGCAACGUUGGUAGCAGGAAUCGCAUUUCAAGCUGCAAUGAACCCUCCAGGCGGGGUUUGGCAAGAUGAUUCCAAAGUUAACUCUAAUACCGACCCCAUUACUUUUGCUUAUUAUCUGGAGUCAAGAUAUGGCUCCUCCUUGUCUGAUGGUUUCGAUAAGUUCUUUGAUGAAAACGUGCCAGAUCACGCAUACAGUGAUGAACAAUAUGAUGGCCUUUACAAUCUUGUGGAUGGUCUAAUGAGUUUGCAGGGUGGUGACGAUUAUUACGAUAUGACAGCGGAUGGUUUAAUUGUGGAUGAUUCGGCGUUUACCAAAGUUGUUUCAAACUACAGCAACAGUUGGAAUAGUAGUAAUGGUGUUUUUUUCCCUUAUCUAAUACGGUACGCUGGAUACCCUAUAUUGGCUUACAAAUACCCAACAGAAUACGUGUAUUACAUGAUUACUAAUGGGGUUGCGUUUCUUGUGUCUCUGACUAUAAUAUUUUUGGUCAUAUGUGGGUUUAUGAACGGAACAUCUGUUACUCAAGUUCGUAUUCUGGUCGUGUUGAUGUGUAUUCCAAUCGGAUGUAUCGCCUUCGGUUAUAUGUCAAUAAUAGAAGCUAUGGUACCAGACUUUUAUACUCAAGCAGUUUAUGUGUAUGUUGUACUCCAAAUAUUUCUUGGAGUCUGCUGCUUACUGGGAGUACUUUGGUUCUUCGUCUGGACUGCAUGGAAGAUAUUUAAGCUGCGAAAGAAAACGAGAGACCAACAUAUUGGAGUUAUUAAUUACCUUAAAGCGCUCUUCUUCAGCAUGGAUGAAAAGACGGUAGGAAAACUUGUUUUGUUUAUUGUUUGUUAUGGUGCUUUCCGUCUUAUUGGAGGAUAUCUUAAUCAUAUUGGUGAUGGUGGUUGGUCACAUAUUAACCCGUUUUUGAAGUAAACUAAACUUGAUUUCCCGUUUUUGUCUUAAAUCCAUGUGUGUGAUCUACUGAUCUUGCUGUUUAUUAGACCCCUAUUUAUUACGAUGUUUGUGUACCUCGAUUAUUUAUGAAACAAAAAGAAAAGAACUUGUAUUAGUAGUUGUUUUUA